This is a messenger RNA of Huiozyma naganishii CBS 8797, 1596 nucleotides long. It is a transcript of the gene PRB1, whose product is annotated as proteinase B. The coding region runs from base 1 to 1596 and encodes 531 amino acids. Gene Ontology annotation, molecular function: serine-type endopeptidase activity. Lineage: Eukaryota; Fungi; Ascomycota; Saccharomycetes; Saccharomycetales; Saccharomycetaceae. Gene Ontology annotation, biological process: proteolysis. The transcript has a single exon. The record is from RefSeq and is a predicted model, not a curated record.
AUGAAGAUUACACAGCCCGUUCUAUGGGCGGUUGCUUUGAACAGGGUCGCCGAGGCUCUUGUUCUGCCAGAGAUUAGAGAUGAGAGAGGGGUUUCUCAGGGCGAACAUGGGGGGCGUCGUCACGAUGUUGAAGAACACGGCCGUCGCGGACGUCCUCACCACGGACCCAAGCACGAAAAGGACGAGCACCGCCCCUGCAAGCACGGAAAAGAGGCGCACGACGAAGAAGAACUAGCUCCACUGUACACUCCAGGGUCAGCUCUCUCCGCUUCCAGCUCGCGCUCGAACAAGUAUAUCAUCUUGUUCAAAGAAGGUGUCACGGCUGAACAGAUUAGUGCACACAAGCAGCUGUUGCAACAGGUUCUGUUGGAGACGAGCGACGUCUCUGCACAAGGUAUAGUCGCUGACGUGCUGGACUCGUUCGACCUUGAGGGCGUUUUGUCCGGUUAUGUUGCUGAACUGUCUCCAAUGGUGUUGGAACUCGUCAGACGCUCGCCAUUUGUGCAACUCGUGGAGCAGGACUCCGAGGUGCACACUAACGAGUUCGACACUCAGAACAACGCUCCUUGGGGGUUGGCCCGUAUCUCGCACAGAGACCCACUGUCCCUAGGGUCCUUUAACAAGUACCUCUACGAUGACGCCGCUGGCGAAGGUGUAGACAGCUACAUCAUCGAUACGGGGAUCAACGUCAAGCACAAAGAAUUCGAGGGCAGGGCCCAGUGGGGGAAAACGAUCCCUGACAACGAUUUCGACGAGGACGGGAACGGACACGGGACCCACUGUGCGGGGACUAUCGCCUCAAAGCACUACGGUGUCGCCAAGCGCGCCAACGUCAUCGCCGUGAAAGUGCUCCGCUCUAACGGGUCCGGGUCCAUGUCCGAUGUUAUCAUGGGUGUCGAGUUCGCUGCCAAACAGCACGCGAGCAAAGCGAAAUCAAACGACAAGAAGUUCAAGGGAUCCACGGCUAACAUGUCCCUAGGUGGUGGGAAGUCCCCAUCGUUGGAUCGUGUCGUCGACGCCGCUGUGAAGUUGGGAUUGCACUUCUCCGUCGCUGCGGGGAACGAAAACCAAGACGCCUGUAACACGUCUCCUGCCGCGUCAGAGAGAGCAAUCACCGUCGGUGCAUCAACUCUAUCAGACGACAGAGCGUACUUCUCCAACUGGGGGUCCUGUGUCGACAUCUUUGCUCCAGGUUUGAACAUCCUGUCCACUUACACCGGCUCAGACGACGCCACGGCUACUUUAUCGGGGACUUCCAUGGCCUCUCCUCACGUUGCUGGGCUGUUGACUUACUUCCUGUCUUUACAACCGGAGAAGUCAAGUCAAUUUGGCACAUCCGCACAAAUCACUCCAGAACAACUAAAGAAGAAACUGCUCGACUACUCGACAAAGGGCGUCCUAUUCGACUUACCAGAGGACACACCAAACGCCCUAAUCUACAAUGGCGGUGGCGCAGACCUAUCCGAUUUCUGGGGCGACAAGGGCAAGAAAUCGCACAAACCUUUAUUCGCACACGAAUACGACAACGUUUGGGCGAGUUCCGACGCCAUGUUCGAACAGGUCAGAGCCAUGUUCGGGAAAUUGAAUAUCUUUUGA